This is a messenger RNA of Erinaceus europaeus (western European hedgehog), 4788 nucleotides long. It is a transcript of the gene PTK2, whose product is annotated as protein tyrosine kinase 2. The coding region runs from base 343 to 3756 and encodes 1137 amino acids. The record is from RefSeq and is a predicted model, not a curated record. NCBI's taxonomy places the organism in Eukaryota, Metazoa, Chordata, Mammalia, Eulipotyphla, Erinaceidae. Gene Ontology annotation, biological process: signal complex assembly; protein phosphorylation. Gene Ontology annotation, molecular function: ATP binding; protein tyrosine kinase activity. Gene Ontology annotation, cellular component: focal adhesion; cytoskeleton. The transcript is spliced from 36 exons.
GUGCCAAACGCGGUGGAAUUCUGACUACUAUGGAAAGAGGAGUGAAAAACUAGGAGUAUUUUCUUUGAAUCAUCCAUUGAUUUCUUCACAAGAGCUUUUGAGGCAUUCUGAACUAUUUCGGAAGCACGAGAAGAUUCCGUAACUGAGAGGCAUUCUUCUAGCUGCUGGAAAAAAAAAAUAAUUACAGAAGGAAACCCUUUCCCCAAUUUUGCUUCAAGCUCUGAAUAAAGGAGCACACACUGGGAGCUUAGUCUUGCUUGUGGAUCGAACUAAAUCCUGUAGGAGCGAUGAACUGGGACUUGGUGUUUGGACUCUUGGCUGGAUCUCUGUAGGACCGAGUUUAUGUUGUUGAAACUGUGGGGCCGAGAGGCCCUGAAGCCAGCAGGUGCUGUCUGUAUGGAGAAGAGCGGCUGUAGUCCAUUUCCAGUGUGUUGGGCAAAAGAAUAUGACAGAUACCUAGCACCUAGCAAAAUAAUGGCAGCUGCUUACCUUGACCCAAACUUGAAUCACACUCCAAAUUCAAGUACCAAGCCUCACCUCAGUACUGGUGUGGAACGUUCCCCUGGGGCGAUGGAACGAGUGUUAAAAGUCUUUCAUUAUUUUGAAAACAGUAGUGAGCCAACCACAUGGGCCAGUAUUAUCAGGCAUGGAGAUGCUACAGAUGUCAGGGGCAUCAUUCAGAAGAUAGUGGACAGUCACAAAGUGAAGCACGUGGCCUGCUAUGGAUUCCGUCUCAGUCACCUGCGGUCAGAAGAAGUUCACUGGCUGCAUUUGGACAUGGGUGUCUCCAAUGUGAGAGAGAAGUAUGAACUUGCACACCCACCUGAAGAGUGGAAAUAUGAAUUGAGAAUUCGUUAUUUGCCAAAAGGAUUUCUAAACCAGUUUACUGAAGAUAAGCCAACUCUGAAUUUCUUCUAUCAACAGGUGAAGAGUGAUUAUAUGUCAGAGAUAGCUGAUCAAGUGGACCAGGAAAUUGCUUUGAAGUUGGGAUGUCUAGAAAUACGGCGGUCAUACUGGGAGAUGCGAGGCAAUGCUCUAGAAAAGAAGUCAAACUAUGAAGUAUUAGAAAAAGAUGUUGGUUUGAAGAGAUUUUUUCCUAGGAGUUUACUGGAUUCGGUCAAGGCCAAAACACUAAGAAAACUGAUCCAACAAACUUUCAGACAGUUUGCCAACCUUAACAGAGAAGAAAGUAUUCUGAAAUUCUUUGAGAUCCUCUCCCCGGUGUACAGAUUUGAUAAAGAAUGCUUCAAGUGUGCUCUGGGGUCAAGCUGGAUUAUUUCAGUGGAACUGGCCAUUGGUCCAGAAGAAGGAAUCAGUUACCUCACAGACAAGGGCUGCAAUCCAACACAUCUAGCCGACUUCAAUCAGGUGCAGACCAUUCAGUAUUCCAACAGCGAAGACAAGGACAGGAAAGGAAUGCUGCAGCUGAAAAUAGCAGGUGCCCCCGAGCCUCUGACAGUGACAGCACCAUCCCUGACCAUUGCAGAGAAUAUGGCUGACUUGAUAGAUGGGUAUUGCCGGCUGGUAAAUGGAGCCACGCAGUCCUUCAUCAUCAGGCCCCAGAAAGAAGGAGAACGGGCUUUGCCAUCAAUACCAAAACUGGCCAACAGUGAGAAGCAAGGUGUGCGAACACAUGCUGUCUCUAUGUCAGGAGUCAGUCACUGCCAACACAAAGUUAAGAAAGCUAGGCGCUUCCUUCCUUUGGUCUUCUGUUCCCAUGAACCUCCUUCUGCGGAUGAAAUUAGUGGGGACGAAACAGAUGACUAUGCUGAGAUUAUAGAUGAAGAAGAUACUUACACUAUGCCCUCAAAAAGCUAUGGAAUAGAUGAAGCGAGGGAUUAUGAGAUUCAAAGAGAAAGAAUAGAACUUGGGCGAUGUAUUGGAGAAGGCCAAUUUGGAGAUGUACAUCAAGGCAUUUACAUGAGUCCAGACAACCCAGUUUUGGCAGUCGCAAUUAAAACAUGUAAAAACUGUACGUCGGAUAGUGUGAGAGAGAAAUUUCUUCAAGAAGCCUUAACAAUGCGGCAGUUUGACCAUCCUCAUAUUGUGAAGUUGAUUGGCGUCAUUACAGAGAAUCCUGUCUGGAUAAUCAUGGAACUGUGUACACUUGGAGAGCUGAGGUCAUUUUUGCAAGUAAGGAAAUACAAUUUGGAUCUCGCCUCUUUGAUCCUGUAUGCCUAUCAGCUCAGCACAGCUCUUGCAUAUCUAGAGAGUAAAAGAUUUGUACACAGAGAUAUUGCUGCUCGGAAUGUUCUAGUGUCUUCAAAUGAUUGUGUAAAGUUAGGAGAUUUCGGAUUAUCCCGAUAUAUGGAAGACAGCACUUACUACAAAGCUUCCAAAGGAAAAUUGCCUAUUAAAUGGAUGGCCCCAGAAUCAAUCAAUUUCCGACGCUUUACCUCAGCUAGUGAUGUGUGGAUGUUUGGUGUGUGUAUGUGGGAGAUACUCAUGCAUGGUGUGAAGCCUUUUCAAGGAGUGAAGAACAAUGAUGUGAUCGGUCGAAUUGAGAAUGGGGAAAGAUUGCCAAUGCCUCCAAAUUGCCCUCCUACCCUCUACAGCCUUAUGACAAAAUGCUGGGCAUAUGACCCCAGCAGGCGACCCCGGUUCACAGAGCUCAAAGCUCAACUCAGCACAAUCCUGGAGGAAGAGAAGGUUCAACAAGAAGAGCGCAUGAGGAUGGAGUCCAGAAGACAGGUCACAGUGUCCUGGGACUCCGGAGGGUCUGAUGAGGCGCCACCCAAGCCCAGCAGACCUGGUUAUCCGAGUCCACGAUCCAGUGAAGGAUUUUAUCCCAGCCCACAACACCUGGGGCAAGCCAAUCAUUACCAGGUUUCUGGCUACCCUGGGUCACAUGGAAUCACAGCCAUGGCGGGCAGCAUCUACCCAGGGCAGACUUCUCUUUUGGACCAAACAGAUUCGUGGAAUCAUAGACCACAGGAGAUAUCAGUGUGGCAGCCCAACACAGAGGACUCUUCGGCGUUAGACCUGCGAGGAAUUGGACAGGUGUUGCCAACCCACCUGAUGGAGGAGCGGUUGAUUCGACAGCAACAGGAGAUGGAAGAGGAUCAGCGAUGGUUGGAGAAAGAAGAGAGAUUUCUGAAACCUGAUGUGAGGCUCUCUCGGGGCAGCAUUGACAAGGAGGACGGAGGCCUGCAGUGUCCGACUGGAAACCAACACAUCUAUCAGCCUGUGGGUAAACCAGAUCCUGCAGCUCCACCAAAGAAACCGCCACGUCCUGGAGCCCCAGGUCACCUGGGCAGCCUUGCCAGUCUCAGCAGCCCCGGGGACAGUUACAACGAGGGUGUCAAGCUUCAGCCCCAGGAAAUCAGCCCCCCUCCCACUGCCAACCUGGACCGGUCCAAUGACAAAGUGUAUGAGAAUGUGACGGGCCUGGUGAAAGCUGUCAUCGAAAUGUCCAGCAAGAUCCAGCCAGCUCCACCAGAGGAAUAUGUACCCAUGGUGAAGGAGGUCGGCUUGGCCCUGAGAACGCUGUUGGCUACAGUGGAUGAGACCAUUCCCGUCCUGCCAGCCAGCACUCACCGAGAGAUUGAAAUGGCCCAGAAACUGCUGAACUCGGACCUGGGUGAGCUCAUCAACAAGAUGAAGCUGGCCCAGCAGUAUGUAAUGACCAGCCUCCAGCAGGAAUACAAAAAGCAGAUGCUGACCGCUGCCCAUGCCCUGGCCGUGGAUGCCAAAAACCUACUCGAUGUCAUUGACCAAGCAAGACUGAAAAUGCUUGGGCAGACAAGACCUCACUGAGCCUACCUAAGGAAGGCCUCUUGCUGGCCUCUCCAGCAUCCCACCAGCAGUGAGGACCCCGACUGUCCUCAGUCCACCACUUACAGCACCAACCUGUUUGACUGACAGCUGGUUGAAAUCUUCUCUCUCAUUAAUUUCAAGCGCAUUUUGGUUUGGGUUCAUUUUUGGUUUUGUUUUUCUAAUCAUGAUGUUCAGAGAAGUCUGGGAUCCAAAGCCUGGUGUUAUUCUGAGAAUGAAAACUGUAUAUGAGAAGCUUUUAAGAAUCCUGAAGAGCGAGUUAUGUUUUCACAGAAAUGGCCAAGGAAGUGAUGGAUUGAUUCCUGAACUAACGUAACUGCGUACUAGAGGAAGUAGAGGAUUCCGGGAAACCCAAGGGGCUGAGAAUUCUUUUGCCUACCACAGAAUCAUUAUCCAGACUGGGAUGUUGUUAGAAUUCCCUUCAGUUGCAAUAUGCUAAUACCACUUUACAAAGAAAGAAUAUAAAAAGCUAUAUUUUGAAGACUUGAGUCAUUUCAGGAGAGAGGGGAAAAAAAAAAGCUACAGCCCUUCUCAUCUUCCUGCCUUUUACUUUCAUGUGGAUAUGUAAAGACUUUGGUUGGAAACUAGCUGUAGAACACACUAAAAACUGUCGUCUUUUCCACCAGAAUAAUGUGCCAGUUUUUUGUAGCAAUGUUGUUUCUCUUGGAAGCAGAAAUGCUUUGUACCAGAGCACCUCCACACCGCACUGAGGAGAAGUUCCGGAACCAUCCCUGUUUUCCAUUUUUAUAUAAUUUAUAAAGAAAGAUUAAAGCCAUGUUGACUGUUUUACUGGAGCUGAAUAAGCCUUCAUUGUGUCUGUCUUCCCAGGAGAGAAUCAAGCAGAGCAGAGAGACUGGGUGUUCUUUCAAUGUCCAGUUAACUCCACCCAUUCUGUUAAAUAAUUUUGAAAGCUAUGCCCUCCCUUUAGUUUGUUGGGGGAUAUAAAUUAUUCUCAGGAAGAAUAUAAUGAACUGUACAGUUACUUUGACCUAUUAAAAAGGUGUUACCAAUUAA